This is a messenger RNA of Zea mays, 1124 nucleotides long. RefSeq lists its product as uncharacterized. NCBI's taxonomy places the organism in Eukaryota, Viridiplantae, Streptophyta, Magnoliopsida, Poales, Poaceae. The transcript is spliced from 2 exons. The coding region runs from base 40 to 735 and encodes 231 amino acids. The record is from RefSeq and is a predicted model, not a curated record.
AAAUGUUAAUAGGAUUACAAGUAUAUUGACCUGCAACGUAUGGAUGUUUCUGGAAAAGUAGUGCAGACAUCCUGGUGGCAUCUCCACGCUGUUCUUGGCAGUCGUGGUGUUUGCAUUCGUUGCGCUACAGGCAAACGUAGCUGGCAUGGCGCUCUACCCAAGUUCCGCGCUGUAAUAAAAACAGCAGGCCUGAAGCGCGUCUGGCUGACAGGCGGCAGGCAGGCCCAGGCAGAGGGCCUCUGUCUGUGCACCUGCUGCUGCAAACGGCGAGAAGAUGCUGGCGCUUGCGUUGGGCCCGGUCCGAGAGCCCGAUGGACGACGGGACGGCGACGGCGACGGCUGCUGCUCCGGCCGGCUGUUUCUGCUAGAGCGCUCGCCCCGCCGCAAGCCCUCGCGCGACACGUCCAGCCCGGCGUCCGCGUCGCGUGGACACGUCCUGAUGCAUGUCAGCGGCUGCCAGAGCAGCGCUCAUCAUUGCAUGCGUUCCUGUGCGUGCGUACAAUGGCCCGGGGGCCACCGUACGUACGCCGGCUUGUAGCAACUAGCAACUCGUGGAGUUCUCCGGCCAGCUACUGUGGCUGGCGACUGGCAAGGCUGCGACUGCGAGCAAGAUGCCACUGUGCUGCGGCAUGGUGGUCCGUUCACGGUGGCGCAGGCAGGCAGGCAAGCAAGGGCAAUCAUCGUUUUCCCGGUUCACGGAGGAGCAGGGUUUACCAUACCAGGGCUGUCUGUUGACACUGUGCUCGCAAAGCCACAACUGGCCGGACCGUGGUCCACCCGUACGUCCCCGGCUCCUCGCCCGUGGUGGGGAUGUGCUACUGCUGUGGCUGUGAUAACUGAUAAGACGACGCAACGCAAUGCAAGAAGGUAGAACCGUAGAAGUAGGACUGACCAAGUCUCCUCUAUUGGAUGAGGCCGCUGAUCAUAGUACCAACGAUUUUUUGUACUACUGAUGCCAUGUUUGGUUUCAAUUAGUCCUAGGACUAAAUUUUAGUCCUAGGACUAAACUUUAGUCCCUACAUGUUUGGUUCUAGGGACUAAACAUAUUCUAAAGUCAUUAGGUAGGUGCCCGUGCGUUGCGACGGCAUACAAAAUAUUAAAUAAAAUAGUAAUGUACAACUAAA